AGUGUGCUGCAGCAAUGUUACACAGGCUGGUCCAGCGAGUGCGAUGGAAUUACGCGAAGCCGCCCGCCAACGAGUCCAAUGAUGCCAAGUCACUGAAGUCCUGCGUCCGGAAGGUGCAGGGCCCCUCCCACUAUGAGGAGCUGCAGAGGAGGAGACUGCUGCAGAAACAGACAGGCAUCGCGGAAGAUCAGGCAACUCCUCCCACGCUGCUCGUUAAGGAGCUGCCAGAGCCGACAGAGGCGUGGGUGGAGGCGACGCCUGUGUCUCCCAGGCCGGGUGGUGUGGCCAUGAUCUUUAGGCGGCGCACGAUGAAGCUGCGACAGUGGCUGGGCGGAGCGCUGCGUCCAUCCUUGGGGCCAGCCCUGGUGGAAGGCUUUGAAGAUCCCAGCUCGGAGCCUCCGGACAAGCUGGACUCGGAAACGCGGAACCACUUCUUGGCCGCGUUUCUCACGGGAGAUCUCGAGGUGCUAGACCACUGCCUGCAGGCCUGCGCCAGUCAACAUGGCCAGCGCGCGUUCGUUGCCAUGGCCAAGGAGGGCGAGAUCACCCUGGCCCAGUGGCUGCGCGUGUUUCGAGCGACCGCGAUCAAGAAAACCCUCCAGGAGUUGGGAGACUGCUACGAGGAGGAGAGCCUCCAGCGCGCCUUCCUGCUGCUCCAGCGGCUCACAGCGCUGCCCAGGCAGCAGAUCGGUGAGGACCGCCCGGAGCGGAGCCGUGCAGAGCGUCCAGGUGGCAAGCGCUCCAUGCCGGUGGUGAUUUUCACAGACUUUGAGGAGGCGCGGCACCAGGUCUUCUGGUCCGAGGCGUUGGCGCAGCGCCUGGUUCGCGGAACUGCGGCGGAGGCGUUGGGCCGUGAGAGCGUCAGGCGGGCGCUGCCGGAGACGCUGGCCAAGGCGCUGGAUGGCCUCAGCCCCGCGCUGCGCCUUAGCCGGGCGGCGGCGAGGCACUGCCAGCGAGGCCUCUUCCAACAGGCGGGCCAGGAGCUGAGGCUCCUGUGGGCCUUGAGCGCUCUGGAGCCCCUGGAGCUGGCGAGCUCUUUGGGCGCGGCGCGGCACCUGGGCUACGUCAUCCGCUGCGCCGCCAGAGCCAUCCUGGCGGAAGGCGCCGACCCCGCUGCGCCCUGCGCUGUGGAUGAGGAGGAGACACUGCUGCUGGCUCUGAAGCUGGCACAGGAGCUGCAUAGACAGAGGCACCACAUGAAGGAGCCGCCGGCUUCGGACUCGGCGCUUUUCGGGGCUCUGGAGCCGCGGUCGCUGGUGCUGGCGCUGGCGGUGCUGGGGCCGUUGCUGGACCGAGAGCUCGUGACCCGGGGGGAGCAGCUCUGCGGGCCGGAGCUUUGGCAGCGCAUCGCCUCGCAGCUGCUGGGCGCUUGGCAGCUGCUGGAGGACCUGCCCGGCGCCGAGCUGCGGCCUCUCAUGGCCGACCUGGCGCGCCUGGCGGGCCUCGCCCCGCCUUGGGUACACGCUGGCCAGGCGCCUUUGGCGCUGCGGGUGGCGGCGGCGGCCAGUGGCAGCCAUCAGGCCAAGCUGAGCCAACACCUGGUGCGGCCAGCGCGGGUACCGCCGGAAGGCUUGGAAGCGCUGCUGAGCCCGGCACCGAAAAUGAGCGCCGCCGCCUCCAGGCGCGCGAAGCCGCUGAAGGCAGCACCAGGCACAGAACAGGCGCGGGACGCGCUGGAGAAGGUGAUCGCCAGCUUGGACGACGCAGAGGAGGCCGGCGCCAAAGGCUUCGCCCGGUGCGCGGUGCUCCAUGGGGUGCCCUUCCUGGCGGAGAGGCUGGCGAAGGACUUCCCAGGGUGCCUGGAUGUGGCCAAGCGCUUGCUGGCGCAGCUCAGGGCCCCGAUGCAGGAGGUCUGCCGGGAGAAGCCGGAGGCGGAAGGCUCGCAGCUUGGGAGGCGGCGGCAGGUCUGCGGCAGCGCGGUUUUGGAGGCCGAGCUUCGGGAGGUGCGGCGGUCCUGGAACGGCGAGAUGGAGGUGCAGUGGUUCGAGUUUCUUCGCCUCGCGGACAGCGAGGACGCCGAGCGCAGCGACCUGGACUCGGAGAUGGAGCUGUAGCCUCGCGCCCAAGGCACGGAUCACCUCAGAAUUCGGCAGCACGUCGUCGAAUUGCAGCUUGCGGGAGCCUGCGAAGGAACA
This is a messenger RNA of Effrenium voratum, 2135 nucleotides long. The record is from the annotation of a GenBank genome assembly. Lineage: Eukaryota; Dinophyceae; Suessiales; Symbiodiniaceae.